This is a messenger RNA of Chrysochloris asiatica (Cape golden mole), 3009 nucleotides long. RefSeq names its product ring finger protein 103 (gene RNF103). Gene Ontology annotation, molecular function: ubiquitin-protein transferase activity. The record is from RefSeq and is a predicted model, not a curated record. Lineage: Eukaryota; Metazoa; Chordata; Mammalia; Afrosoricida; Chrysochloridae. The transcript is spliced from 4 exons. Gene Ontology annotation, cellular component: endoplasmic reticulum. Gene Ontology annotation, biological process: protein ubiquitination. Bases 504 to 2561 code for a protein of 685 amino acids.
CUGGCCCCGCCUGCACCUCGUACCCUAGCGUCGUUUGUGGAUUUGAAUUCUCUUCUGGGUCCACCUCCCCCUUUCAGAUUACGCUACUGGAAGGCCGACCCCGCCACCUCAUCAGUGACCCCCUCAUUCGGGGACACCUGGGGAAACGUCCCUCGUUUUAUUCUUUGCCGAAGGCUUCUCUGAGCCCCACUCCUUUGGGUGGUUAAUUAAUAGAGGUUUUUGAGUUCCUCCCAUUUGUUUUUCCCGUCUCUGGACUGGAAGGCCCCGCGCGGGGCUGUGCGCCUCUGCCCCCCAGUGUUUUCCUCACACCCAGAGACCCAGCUCCACCUGCCGCCCCGCUGGGGAUGGCCCCGCAGUGACAGCAAGGCGCCGGGCCCCCAGCUCCAAUACUGCUCCUGCCCAGGCUGGUGUCCACAUACACUGCCCUCCCCUCCCCCCUCCCCUAUCCCCUCCUCUUUUAAAUAUUCCGAGCUCUGGAUAGAGAGAAGAAGCUGCAGAGGAAGAUGUGGCUGAAGCUUUUUUUCUUGCUCCUAUAUUUUCUGGUCCUGUUCGUCCUGGCCAGGUUUUUUGAGGCCAUUGUGUGGUAUGAAACUGGCAUCUUCGCCACCCAGUUGGUGGAUCCAGUGGCAUUGAGCUUCAAGAAGCUGAAGACCAUUCUGGAGUGCCGAGGGCUGGGAUACUCAGGGCUGCCGGAGAAGAAGGAUGUCCGGGAGCUGGUGGAAAAGUCAGGUGACUUGAUGGAAGGUGAGCUGUAUUCGGCUCUCAAGGAAGAAGAAGCAUCUGAAUCCGUUUCCAGUACCAAUUUCAGUGGUGAAAUGCAUUUCUAUGAGCUUGUAGAAGACACAAAAGAUGGCAUCUGGCUGGUUCAGGUCAUAGCAAAUGACAGAAGUCCCUUAGUGGGUAAAAUCCACUGGGAGAAAAUGGUUAAAAAGGUGUCAAGAUUUGGAAUACGUACAGGCACUUUUAACUGUUCCAGUGACCCCAGAUACUGCAGGAGAAGAGGCUGGGUUCAAUCCACUCUCAUUAUGUCAGUUCCACAAACAAGUACUUCUAAAGGGAAAGUCAUGCUUAAAGAAUACAGUGGACGCAAGAUUGAAGUAGAACACAUUUUUAAGUGGAUAACUGCUCAUGCAGCUUCUCGUAUCAAAACAAUUUAUAAUGCUGAACACUUGAAAGAAGAAUGGAAUAAAAGUGAUCAGUAUUGGGUAAAAAUAUACCUGUUUGCAAACCUUGACCAACCCCCAGCUUUCUUCUCUGCACUAAGUAUAAAGUUUACUGGAAGAGUUGAGUUUAUUUUUGUUAAUGUGGAAAAUUGGAACAACAUGAGUUAUAUGAUAGAUAUUGGUGUAUAUCACAUGCCAUCAUAUGUACUUAGAACUCCUGAAGGAAUUUACAGGUAUGGAAACCACACAGGUGAAUUUAUAUCCCUUCAGGCCAUGGAUUCAUUUUUGCGCUCACUACAGCCUGAAGUAAAUGAUCUGUUCGUUUUAAGCUUGGUUCUAGUUAAUCUUAUGGCUUGGAUGGACUUAUUUAUCACACAAGGAGCUACCAUAAAGCGAUUUGUGGUUCUCAUAAGCACUUUAGGGACAUACAAUUCUUUAUUAAUUAUUUCCUGGCUACCUGUGUUGGGCUUUCUACAGCUUCCUUACUUAGAUAGCUUUUAUGAAUAUAGCUUAAAAUUGUUGAGAUAUUCCAAUACAACCACACUGGCUUCAUGGGUGAGAGCAGAUUGGAUGUUUUAUUCUUCGCACCCUGCCCUGUUUCUCAGUACAUACCUUGGACAUGGUUUACUAAUUGAUUACUUUGAGAAGAAGAGACGGCGCAACAACAAUAAUGAUGAAGUGAAUGCCAAUAACUUAGAAUGGUUAUCAAGUCUGUGGGACUGGUAUACCAGCUACCUCUUCCACCCGAUUGCUUCUUUUCAGAAUUUUCCUGUACAGUCUGAUUGGGACGAAGAUCCUGACUUAUUCUUGGAACGAUUAGCUUUCCCUGACCUUUGGCUUCACCCUCUGAUACCAACUGAUUAUAUUAAAAACUUACCAGUAUGGCGAUUUAAAUGUCUUGGAGUCCAGUCUGAAGAGGAAAUGUCGGAGGGUUCUCAAGAUAUUGAAAAUGACUCAGACAGUGAAAACACAGACACUUUAAGCUGUGAAAAGGAAGUAUUUGAAGAUAAGCAAAAUACAGUUCACAGUUCUCAAGGAAAAGCAAGUCACUGUGAUAAUGAGGCUUGUUCAUGUGCCAAUAAAUAUUAUCAGACAGGCUCAUAUGAAAGGAAAGGGAGGUCUUAUGGAUCAUAUAAUACUAAUGAAGAUAUGGAACCUGAUUGGUUAACUUGGCCUGCUGAUAUGUUGCACUGUACUGAAUGUGUUGUUUGCCUAGAGAAUUUUGAAAAUGGAUGUUUGCUAAUGGGGUUGCCUUGUGGUCAUGUGUUCCAUCAGAAUUGUAUUGUGAUGUGGUUGGCUGGGGGCCGACACUGUUGUCCUGUUUGCCGGUGGCCUUCUUAUAAAAAAAAACAGCCAUAUGCAUACCACCAGCCCUUGUCAAAUGAUGUCCCAUCUUAACCAUGUGCAAUUUGUCCUUUAUAAGCUUUGAGUAUCUUACAGCUUGCCUUUUUAAUGUUAGUCACAAUGUUUUUGUGGUUUGAAGUUUAGUUUAAUGUUAGUGCAGUGACAGGAAAUAUACAUUAUGCUAAUGUUGAUGACAGAAUUAUUUGGUUACCCUGUGUGUCAAUUGAAUGCAUACUUAAUUGUAAAAUUUUUUAUUUACACCAUUGGAAAUUCAGAAGUUAAUGUUUUUUGUAAGCACAAAAUAAGUAUGAUAGAAAUUUAUCCUAGCAAGCGUUUAUAAGGUAGGAUCAAAUUCUAAUGAAAUUGAGCCGGUUUCUUAUCCUAAAUGUUUCCUUCCUUUCUACAAUCUCUGUCCAGCACCUCUUGGUUAAAUAAUGUAUGCUCUGAGACAUGAAAUUAAAACAAACCUAUGAAAUAAAUUAUUUUAAAACCAGAAGAUUAA